GUAUUUGUUUGAGGUGGCCGUCGUGGACUUGACAGCACACCGUGCUACACUUUCACCGAAAUAAUAAUUAUUUUUAGAAAUUAGUAAUCUAUUUAUUUGAAUCUUCUUAGAGAGGCGGAAGAAGUACAUAUUGACAACGUAAAUUAUGGCGGCGCCCAAAGUAACCUUCAAGAUUACCCUGACGUCAGAUCCUAAACUCCCUUUUAAAGUAAAAUAAAAAUGGAGUGCCUGUUCGACGGGUGUGAUAAUUUCGUGCGGUACUUGAACAACAAGAAGUGGAUCGAAGAGAGCGACGACCCGGAUGGGGCCAUCAGGAAAUCUUUCCACUGGGCGAGCUUCACCGAGGCCAUGUACUCAAGACUCGAGGCCGAGGACAAAGUGGACGAGUUCGCCGUCAAGUACAGCGCCUGGCGAGAAGCCAUGUCUCUUCCGAAGCUGAAGUACGCCGGGUUCAAAAGCGCGUGCGACGAGCUCCUCAACACCAUCCUCGUAGACAACAUGAGCGACCGGCACGUUGUCCAAACCGCCCUGGACGCGUACCUGGAGCAGUGCGGCGAAGAAAGGACGGGCAAGUUCCUGACACGCUUCUCGGCCGAGUGCCUGCUCCUGAAGCUCUUCACCAACUUCAUCGUCGUUGACGGCAACUACGAGGACGCCGAGACGCAGGGUCGGUUGUGCAAGGCCGUCUGGUACGACGCCAUCCUCAGGAUGCUGCCGCAGGAGGCCACGAGUGGCGAGGACAGAUGGAAGGAGCACAUUUCACAGCUGAUGCGCAGUAGCAAGGGUGUUGAGACGCUCAUCUUCCUCUCCAUCAUGAGGGACGAAAAUAUUGCCAAGGUCAGCUCGCUGGUCAUCGACAGGUUCCAUCUGAAUUUGGCCUGCGACACUGUGCCGGUUGAGGGAGCCGUGGCCACGUUUUGGCAGAACUUCGUCCGUUGUGAUAAGACGCUUUUGUUGUUGAUGUUUCAAAACCAUAGUGACUUUUUCGAAGAGUUUUUCGAGUUUUUUCUCAAGUUCGCCAAUGAAUUCCGAUUCGAUGAUGCGCAACAGUCAUGGACUGCUGAUAAUUGGCUCGAGUUUGCUGACGUUGUGACAUUAAUUCAGGCUCUAACCACGUGUGACGAUCAGAAUCUGAGCAAUUAUUGUGCGCACAUUAUCAACAGCAUGGAUGGCAAUCCUUUUUGGCAAGCUGUGAAAAGCCAAAUAAAUAACCAAUGAAAUGAAAAUACAUUUUUUCUGCUCCUUGAAUUGAAGGGUGAAAUUAAGACAGGUUAGAAGUUGAGGAGAGGUGCGUCUCUUUAAGCUGAAGACUGAGCGUGCCAGAAAACACACCAUUCACAGCUGUCAUCAAGUUUGCAGCUGAAGAAUUUAAAGUUCCCCCGGCAACCUCGGCAAUUCUCACUGACGAUGGAAUUGGAUUGAAUCCCCAACAAACUGCAGGUAA
Molecule: messenger RNA, 1444 nt
Organism: Cloeon dipterum
Lineage: Eukaryota; Metazoa; Arthropoda; Insecta; Ephemeroptera; Baetidae
Gene: Ufm1
Product: Ubiquitin-fold modifier 1
Exons: 4
Coding region: 220-1218 (332 amino acids)
Biological process (GO): protein K69-linked ufmylation
Cellular component (GO): cytoplasm; nucleus
Source: RefSeq, a predicted model, not a curated record